UAUUCCCAGCAAACAUACCUAUAUCGGGCCGAUAUCGGCUAUAUGAUGGAAUAUCUGUGUCGGCUACCAUAUAUCGGACCGAUGUCUAUCCGAUAUUGACAUAUUUCACUGAUAUAGGUCCGACAUCGGUCCGAUUUAUAUUCGUUUGACAUGAUUUAAGUUUUAUCAUGGUAACGUUUUUUAGCAUACAGGACCAUGAAACCGGGAAAAAAUUUCCGAAUUUUAACGCGUUUAACCAUUGAACGGAUAUUUAUCGUAAUUUGCACAAUGGUAAAUAGUUACCUACGCACCGUACAUCCGGGCACGCUUACAUUUGGCGCAAAACUCAACAAGGGACAAAAGUUCGAAUAUUUACAAUCGCUGGCACGAGAUAUCCGCAUUUUUACCCUAUUAGAAAAAAUGUCUCGACAACAGACACAAAUAUUGGACACUGUUCAUCGGGUAUUUGGUGUCGUGUCAAAGUUGGAAAGUCAAGAUGGUGGUGGACCAACUGAAUUGCCUGAUGAUAUUCAUUUACCAGUUACAAGCAUUGAAGAACUGGAGUUGGUUGAGACAGGUUUACAAGAACCUGGUUGUUUCAAUGGCUUGGUCACAUACCUGACACUGCAAGGAGGUAUCACAAGAAGCGAUAUGUCAAAAAGAGUCAUGAAACACUGCAUGUCAAAUCAGUUGGCACUUCAGUUCAACUGGUUUGGCAAGAAAGGGAAGAGAGCGUUUGGGAAACUGAAGCUGGCCAAGGCAGUGCAAAAAGCAGUCAUGAAAUGUAAAAAAUGUACAGCAGCUGAAGUCGAAUUAGAUUGUAGAGAAUGGUUUCGAAGUGCAUGUGACAGAGACGGGGGCCGUAAAAGAAGACAAAAAACCAAUGAAGGUGUCCAAGAAACACCCACUGAAUAGAACUUUUAAAUAUAUUUAUAGCGAUAUUGAAAGAAAAAAGAUGGCUCUUUUAAUUUGGAAGUAAUGUAAAGGACUUGUAUCAUUCUAGCCUAAUAGUUCAAGAACAUAUAGCCUAAGAAGAAUAAAUCAUACAUAAAUAGUGAUAUAGUUAAACUAAACAUUAUUGAGAUAUAUUUAAGAAACAAUAUCAGUUUCUGUGUUGUUCAUCGGCUAUUUAAAAUCAGUUUAAGCUUGUGUGUCAGGCAGGAUUAUAUAUAUUG
Molecule: messenger RNA, 1154 nt
Organism: Ruditapes philippinarum (Manila clam)
Lineage: Eukaryota; Metazoa; Mollusca; Bivalvia; Venerida; Veneridae
Exons: 4
Coding region: 196-894 (232 amino acids)
Source: RefSeq, a predicted model, not a curated record